Molecule: messenger RNA, 2750 nt
Organism: Pelodiscus sinensis (Chinese soft-shelled turtle)
Lineage: Eukaryota; Metazoa; Chordata; Testudines; Trionychidae
Source: RefSeq, a predicted model, not a curated record
AAAGUUUCAAAGAAAAUGCAAAUAAUUUUACAAGUGCUUAUAUUAGAAUUUCAAAUUGUCUGCUCUGGAAUAUCUUUUGCUUAACUGGAAAUAGCUACAAUGAAAGUGGCACCUUGUUAAUUGAGAUGAAAAUACUUUUACUCAAACUAUUGGCAUUUCUGUUGAUGCAUUUGUAAAAUGCAUGGAAGGAAAACUAUUAAUGUUUUACUCCUGCUGUGAAGUGCUGAGAGCACCUACUAUGCCUAUAUGACAUAUCUAAGAAGUUUGACUAAGGAAAGGAAUACAGGAAUUGGCAUUUAUUUCAGAGGAAAAAGAGGAGAGAAAAAAUUCUUUCAGGCAUUCUUUAUACAUCAGAAAUAAACAACAAAAGAGCAUACUCACUUUUUUUUCCAGAUCCCUUUUAGCUGAUUAUAGGUAUGCCUGUGUUUGACUUUGGUAUGUAGUUAAUGGUAUUGCUCUAUAAUUUCAAAGAUACUCUCUAGUUUCUACAGUCCUGCAAACGUUUACAGAAAUGCUUAACCACAACUGGAGUAAUGUUAAAGAGUUAUGAACAGGUUUGCAGGAUUAGACCAUAGUUUGGUUUUCUUUUAGGCCAACUGAUGGGAAACAAGUUGUAGAGGUAUGGCAUUUUAUUUACUGAUUUUUUCAGCUGAAUUUACUGUGUUCUAUGCAGAAUGGCUGUUGAUGGUGGGUGUGGGGACACUGGAGACUGGGAAGGUCGCUGGAACCAUGUAAAGAAGUUCCUCGAGCGAUCUGGACCAUUCACACACCCUGAUUUCGAGCCAGGCACUCAACCUCUCGACUUUUUGUUAAACACAUGUAAAGUUCUAGUUAUUGGAGCUGGAGGAUUAGGAUGUGAACUACUGAAAAAUCUGGCAUUGUCUGGUUUUAGACAAAUCCAUGUUAUUGACAUGGAUACUAUAGAUGUUUCUAAUCUGAAUAGGCAAUUUUUGUUUCGACCCAAAGAUGUAGGACGACCUAAAGCAGAAGUUGCAGCAGAAUUUCUAAACAACCGAGUUCCUAAUUGUGCUGUGGUACCACAUUUUAAAAAAAUUCAGGAUAUGGAUGAAACUUUCUAUCGACAAUUUCAUAUUAUUGUAUGUGGGCUGGACUCUAUAAUUGCAAGAAGAUGGAUAAAUGGCAUGCUGAUGUCAUUUUUAAACUAUGAAGAUGGCAUGUUAGAUCCAAGUUCCAUCAUUCCUUUGAUAGAUGGAGGGACAGAAGGUUUUAAAGGAAAUGCUCGUGUGAUUAUUCCUGGAAUGACAGCUUGUAUUGAAUGCACACUAGAACUUUAUCCACCUCAGAUCAAUUUUCCCAUGUGUACUAUUGCAUCCAUGCCCAGGCUGCCAGAACAUUGUAUUGAAUAUGUCAGGAUAUUACAGUGGCCCAAGGAACAUCCUUUUGGAGAGAGUGUUCCUUUGGAUGGAGAUGACCCUGAUCAUAUACAAUGGAUUUACCAACAAUCUUUAGCAAGAGCAUCACAAUUCAAUAUCAAGGGUGUUACAUACAGACUUACUCAAGGGGUUGUUAAGCGGAUCAUUCCAGCUGUAGCUUCUACAAAUGCAGUCAUUGCAGCUGUAUGUGCCACUGAAGUUUUUAAAAUAGCCACAAGUGCAUACAUUCCUCUGAAUAACUACUUGGUGUUCAAUGAUGUAGACGGAUUAUACACAUAUACAUUUGAAGCUGAAAGAAAGGAGAAUUGUUCAGCCUGCAGCCAACUCCCUCAAAAUAUAGAGUUCCCUCCAUCAGCUAAACUGCAGGAGGUUUUGGAUUAUUUGACAAAUAAUGCUUCUUUACAAAUGAAAUCUCCAGCAAUCACAGCAACUGUGUAUGGGGGGAAUAAAACACUCUAUUUACAGACAGUCGCUUCAAUUGAAGAACGAACAAGGCCAAAUCUUUCUAAGACACUGAAAGAGUUGGGGCUCGUUGAUGGUCAGGAACUUGCAGUUGCUGAUAUAACUACACCACAAACUAUGCUGUUCAAGCUUCAUUUUACUUAAGUCCAAAUAAUCUGCACAUAACAGUAAGAAAAUUCUGCACACCAUGUAAAACAUGUUGUGCUCUGUGGAUGUUGAGUAACCUAAAAUGUCCCUUUUAAGUACUAGCCUUGCUGGAAGCUGGAUUAUCCCAGGCAAAUCACUCUUAUUUUAGAACUGUCCUUAGAUGCCAAUAUUUGGUGGAUAGUAUUUGUAUAAAUACACAUUAAUGUACAGAACUUGAUAAACAGUGAUAAUUAUUUUUGGUUUAUGUGUUGCUACUGUUAAAAUAAUGCCAACACUCCUUCCUACACUUGGACAUUUUAUGGUGGUCAAAGGAGUUCUCUGCUUGCAUUUGAACACCCACCUCUACCGAAGAAUAUCCUUUAAGGAGAACCAUGAUUUUAAAUUAAAUUUUAGAACCCAUGUACAUUUGUUGAGUCUUAUAUUGAAACCUGUGGGCAGUAGAGUAAAAGAAGCAUUGUAUGUUUCCUCCUUUAUUUAAUAUUCAUUUUUAUUGACCUGCUAAAUGGUUAUUAAGUAUUGCAGAGGGUUACUUCACUUUGGUUUACAAAUAUGGCAAGACAAUGAAAUUAAACUAAAUGAACAUCUGUGAAUGAAAAUUAAGUAUUUUUCAUGUGUAUAUGUGCAGUGGACUAGUGGCUACUAUGCACAAAAGUGCAGUCAAAAGCCCACUGAUGUUCAAGAUCGGUGAGUUACGUUUGGUUAUCAUUGAUGCUCUCAAGGUAUUUAUUAAUAAAAUAUAUAUAAAGA